AGUGCACGCACAGCCUCAUCCCCACACAGAGCUUCAGAGGAGGCACGUAAUCGUGGACUUAACCGUUCUCCUCCUCGAACGCCAUCGCUCUACGUCUCGCCCUUCGCAUCGCCGCCCUUCGCGACACAGUCUCGCUACCCCUGAGCGCUUAAAAAAAAGGCCGCGGGAGCUGUGCGCAGCGCAAAUCUGCAACAAUGGCCAACCAAACCCCAGCCGUUGUCAUGGACAACGGCACGGGUUUCUCUAAGCUAGGCUUCGCUGGCAACGACUCGCCUUCCUUCGUCUUCCCGACUGCAAUCGCAACCAAGGGCCCGGCUGGGGGAGGCGGCGGUUCCGGCUCCGGACGCCCCGCUGUCGGAAGCAAGCCGUCUUUCCUCACCGGAGGCGCGGGGCCUUCGGGCCACUUGUCAAUGAAGCGCGGAACCGAGGACCUCGAUUUCUUUAUUGGCGACGAAGCUAUCAAUGCGGCCUCCGGCCCUGGCUACGGGCUACACUAUCCGAUCCGACACGGCCAAAUAGAGAACUGGGUGAGUCGGGCCGCUUUUUGCGCGUCGAGAGACAUGGCUGACCUCUUGUUCCAGGAUCAUAUGGAGAGAUUUUGGUCGAAUUCAAUUUUUAAAUAUCUACGGGUCGAGCCUGAAGACCACUGCUUUCUGCUUACCGAACCGCCCCUGAACCCGCCCGAGAACCGAGAAAACACUGCCGAGAUCUUCUUCGAGUCGUUCAACUGCUCCGGGCUCUAUAUUGCCGUCCAAGCCGUGCUCGCGCUGGCUGCGUCGUGGACUUCGUCAAAGGUGCAGGAUAGAUCGCUUACAGGAACUGUCAUCGACUCGGGUGACGGUGUCACGCACGUUAUCCCGGUGGCCGAGGGCUACGUCAUUGGCUCCUCUAUCAAGUCCAUCCCCAUCGCUGGCCGCGAUAUCACGUACUUUGUACAGUCGCUUCUCAGGGAUCGAGGCGAGCCCGAUUCGUCCCUCAAGACGGCCCAGGAGAUCAAAGAGGAGUACUGCUACGUUUGCCCCGACAUCGUAAAGGAGUUUGCUCGCUUUGAUCGCGACCGCAGCCGCUUCCUGAAGCACGUCGUGUCGCAGCCCGGCGGUCGCCAAGUCACGGUUGAUGUCGGCUACGAGCGCUUCUUGGCCCCUGAGAUCUUUUUCAACCCCGAGAUCUACUCGUCCGAUUUCCUGACGCCGUUGCCCGUGGUUGUCGACGGAGUGAUCCAGUCGUCUCCGAUUGAUGUUCGCCGAGGGCUCUACAAGAAUAUUGUCCUCUCUGGCGGAAGCACUUUGUACAAAGACUUCGGCCGCAGGCUACAGCGCGACAUUAAGAAGUUGGUUGACGACAGAAUCCACGCCAGCGAGGUGCGGAGUGGCGGAGCAAGGAGCGGAGGGCUCGAGGUUCAAGUCAUCUCCCACAAGCGACAAAGGCAUGGGCCUUGGUUUGGAGGGAGCUUGCUUGGCCAGACGCCCGAAUUUCGAUCGUAUUGUCAUACUAAGGCAGAGUACCAAGAGUAUGGCCCAGGCAUUGUGCGGAGAUUCGCGCUCCUGGGAGGACCUGGCGGAUCAUAGGCGAUAUUUUGGUAGAAAAACGAGAGCGAUUUUUACAGGAGCGCGGCAGCCUUCUUUUCAAUACGAGACCAAAAAGAAAUGGGAAACGAAGUUCAUGGAUGAGUCUUGUUGUAUGCAGGUGACGAAGGUCAGAUUCAACGCGAACUAGACGUGCAUUCGUACAUAUGUCGCAAACCCAAUCACAAACAUGUUCGUGACAGGUUAGUUG
This is a messenger RNA of Lasiosphaeria miniovina, 1776 nucleotides long. Its product is annotated as actin-domain-containing protein. The coding region runs from base 195 to 1568 and encodes 457 amino acids. Gene Ontology annotation, biological process: Arp2/3 complex-mediated actin nucleation. The record is from RefSeq and is a predicted model, not a curated record. The transcript is spliced from 6 exons. Gene Ontology annotation, molecular function: actin filament binding. Lineage: Eukaryota; Fungi; Ascomycota; Sordariomycetes; Sordariales; Lasiosphaeriaceae. Gene Ontology annotation, cellular component: Arp2/3 protein complex; actin cortical patch.